AUGGUGAUGAAACCAUUUCCGUUUUAUAAUGGUUUGCAUUUAUUAUCUUUAAUUAUUAUUAUUACCAAAAUUGUGUUAGUUCAAUCGUCUUCCCAGGAAACCUUUGACUAUAAGAAUAAUGAUUUGUUGAAUUUUAAUGUUAAUAAGAACAAUAACGAAACAUGCCCUCCAUGUUUUAAUUGUAUGCUACCAAUCUUUGAAUGUAAACAAUAUUCAAAUUGUAAUUCAUAUACUGGUCAAUGUGACUGUAUAGAUGGGUUUGGUGGUGAUGACUGUGCUCUACCACUAUGUGGUUCAUUACAACCACCAAUUGACAAUGACAAGGGUAAUUCUGCUAAUAAUCUCAACAGACCUUUGCGUAACGAAACUUUAGGUAAGUGCACUUGUGAUGAUGGUUGGGGUGGCAUUAACUGUAACGUUUGCGAACAAGAUAACGUUUGUGAUAUUUUUAUGCCUGAUAAAUCCAUUAAAGGUACUUGUAAUAAAAAUGGUAUCAUUGUUAAAAAAAUCAACCAAUAUUGUGACGUUACUAAUGAAAAGAUUUUAUCAAUUUUGAAAGGAUCAAUUCCACAGGUUACAUUUGCUUGUAAUAAAUUGGAUAAAAAUUGUAAUUUCCAAUUUUGGGUUGAUCAAAUUGAAAGUUUCUACUGUGGUUUAGAUAAUUGUACUUUUAAUUAUGAUUUGGAAAAAAAUACUACACAUUACGAAUGUGAAGAUAUUAAGUGUAAAUGUAUUCCAGGUACCUUCCUUUGUGGUAAAAAUGGAUCAAUUGAUAUUUCGGAAUUUUUAUCUGAAACUAUUAGAGGUCCUGGUGAUUUUGCCUGUGAAUUGGGUGAAAAUAAUUGUAAAUUUUCUGAACCUGCUAUGAAUGACUUGAUCCUAACUGUUUUUGGUGACCCUUAUAUCACGCUUAAAUGUGAUUCAGGUGAAUGUAUGCAUUAUUCAGAAAUUCCAGGUUACGUUUUACCUCCUGACCGCUCAAGAUUUGGUUGGAGAUCCAACAUAGUUUUAGGUAUUACCUUUUUGGUCUUGGUAACUUUGGUUGGAAUUUCUGUUCUAAAUAUUAGCAAAAAUUCACCUUUAUUUCAAAAUAGUUCAAUUAGAUUACCAAUUUCAGGUGAUGAUACUGGAAAUGGAGUUUCACAAGAAAGUUUCCUAAAAACUGAUUCAUCUGCAACUCUAUCCUUUGAAAAUGUCUCCUAUUACAUUAAUAACGAAGAAAACGAAUUCGAACCAAGAAAGAUUAUACACAAAGUUUCAGGGUUAGUAAAACCUGGUGAAAUAUUGGCUAUCAUGGGUGGUUCAGGUGCAGGUAAGACAACUCUAUUAGAUAUUCUAGCAAAGAAAAGAAAAACUGGUAGAGUUUCAGGUACAUUGAAAAUCAAUGGUAUUGAUAUACCAAGAAAUAAAUACACAAAAUUAAUUGGUUUCGUAGAUCAAGAUGAUUAUCUUUUGCCAACUCUAACUGUCUAUGAGACUGUGCUAAAUAGUGCAUUAUUACGUUUACCAAGAUCAAUGUCAUUUGCUGCUAAAAGAGCUCGUGUUUUCCAAGUUUUAGAUGAAUUGAGGAUUUUAGAUAUUAAAGAUAGAAUUAUUGGUAAUGAUUAUGAAAGGGGAAUUAGUGGCGGUGAAAAAAGGCGUGUUUCCAUCGCUUGUGAAUUAGUUACUUCUCCACUGAUUUUGUUUUUGGAUGAACCAACCUCUGGUUUGGAUUCCAAUAAUGCAAAUAAUGUAGUUGAAUGUCUUUUGAGGUUGAGCAAAGAUUAUAAGAGAACUUUAAUCUUUUCUAUACAUCAGCCUAGAUCGAACAUUUUCCACUUAUUUGAUAAAUUGGUCUUAUUAAGUAAUGGUGAUAUGAUUUAUUCUGGCGACGCUAUAAAAGUUAAUGAUUUCUUAAGAAACAGCGGCUAUGAAUGUCCAGAAGGUUAUAAUAUUGCUGAUUAUCUGAUAGAUAUAACAUUUGACUUGGCCCCAAAUUUAAAGACCAAUAACGCUAAAUCUCGGAUCCAUGACGCAGAAAAUAUUUUAUUACAGGGAAAUGACUCAGCACAAAAGAAUAUGACGAGAUCUGUAACCCAGGGUGAAUGGGAACAUUUUGCGACACAUAGAGAUGAGAUGAGAAACUUACUUCAAGAGAGCUCGGCGCCAGAGAAUGAAACUGUUAAUUCAAUGAAUUCUAAGUUAUUAUGCAAAAAGUUCAGGGAUGGGCAGUUCUUUGAUCAGCUAGUCUCUGAAAUUGAUCAAAGUGAUACUGAAGCGUCAACAAAUUCUACAUCAUUGGCAGUUCCUUCGGUUAAGAAGGCAGCAUCAUUCGGUCAACAAUUGUCUAUUUUAUGUUCCAGAUCCUUUAAGAAUGUGUAUAGAGAUCCAAAGUUAUUAUUGGAAAAUUAUGGUUUAACCGUUCUUUUGGCGUUGUUCUUGGGGGCAUUGUACUAUAACAUUACAAAUGAUAUUAGUGGUUUCCAAAAUCGUAUGGGUUUAUUCUUUUUUAUUUUAACGUACUUUGGGUUCAUUACUUUUACAGGUUUAAGUUCAUUUUCUUUUGAAAGAAUAAUAUUUAUCAAGGAAAGAUCGAAUAAUUAUUACUCUCCUUUAGCAUAUUAUUUAAGUAAAAUUAUUAGUGACUUGAUACCUUUAAGAGUUAUUCCUCCAGUUUUGUUAGCACUUGUUAUUUAUCCAAUGGCGGGUUUAAAUUUGAGGGAAAGUGGUUUUCUCAAAUUCAUUAUUAUUUUGAUUCUAUUUAACUUCGGGAUAUCAUUAGAGAUAUUAACAAUUGGUAUUACAUUUAAAGAUUUGAAUAAUUCGAUAAUAUUAAGUGUGUUGGUAUUGCUUGGCUCCUUAUUAUUUAGUGGUCUUUUCAUUAAUACCCAAGAUAUUACCAAUGUUGCAUUCAAAUAUUUAAAGAAUAUUUCGAUUUUCUACUAUGCAUAUGAGGCUCUACUGAUCAAUGAAGUAAAAACUCUGAUUCUUCGUGAAAAAAAAUAUGGACUUAACAUUGAAGUACCGGGAGCAACUAUAUUAAGUACAUUUGGUUUCAAGGUUCAAAACUUAUUUUUCGAUAUUAAGAUAUUAGCCUUGUUUAAUGUAGUAUUUUUGAUUUUGGGUUAUUUAUCAUUGAAACAUUUAGUAGUUGAGCAAAAGUAA
Molecule: messenger RNA, 3144 nt
Organism: Vanderwaltozyma polyspora DSM 70294
Lineage: Eukaryota; Fungi; Ascomycota; Saccharomycetes; Saccharomycetales; Saccharomycetaceae
Gene: ADP1
Product: putative ATP-dependent permease ADP1
Exons: 1
Coding region: 1-3144 (1047 amino acids)
Cellular component (GO): membrane
Molecular function (GO): ABC-type transporter activity; ATP binding; ATP hydrolysis activity
Source: RefSeq, a predicted model, not a curated record